AUGCAGUAUGAUGUGUAUGGAAACCUAUUAGGCCUCUUGGGAGCUCACCCUGUGGCUCCAUUGGUGUCACUUCACCAUCUUGAUGUAGUGGAUCCAAUAUUUCCGGGCAAAACUCGAGUUCAAGGCCUCAAACACCUGUUUGAAUCAGUGAAGCAAGAUUCCGCCAGCAUAAUUCAGCAAUCAAUCUGCUACGAUAAGCAACGGUACUGGUCAAUCUCCAUCUCAUGGGGCUUCGUCGUUCAAAUCAUUCGAGGAAUUAUGUCCCCGAGAGAGCUGGAAAUGCCAACACGAACAUUUCUUAACUGGUACAGAAGAGCUGAUUACACGGCAUAUGCAUUCAAUACGAGGCCUGUCAGUAGGCACCCUUGCCAGAAGCCUUUCUUGUAUUACAUGAACUCAACGAAAUACGAUGAAAAGAGGAGACAAAUAAUUGGUGUUUACAACCGUCACAAGGAAUCGCAUCCGUUUUGCCGGUGGAAAAGUGAACCACCUGAAAAACUCAAUUCCAUAGUUGUCCUGAAAAGGCCUGAUAGCAGCCGUUGGAAGAGGGUAAGUUCAGCACUUGCAAAUGAAUCUUUUCGUUCAAUGAUUCGAUACCAAGAACUAAUUUUCAUUGCAAAUAACUGA
Messenger RNA from Fraxinus pennsylvanica, 627 nucleotides. The record is from the annotation of a GenBank genome assembly. NCBI's taxonomy places the organism in Eukaryota, Viridiplantae, Streptophyta, Magnoliopsida, Lamiales, Oleaceae.